Molecule: messenger RNA, 402 nt
Organism: Stegodyphus dumicola
Lineage: Eukaryota; Metazoa; Arthropoda; Arachnida; Araneae; Eresidae
Product: cilia- and flagella-associated protein 251-like
Source: RefSeq, a predicted model, not a curated record
AUGGUUGUUGUUGAGACUUAUCUCACUUAUCUGACAGUAACAUCAGAACAAGCCCGGAAAAUUCUUCGUUGCAAAGACUUCAAGAUGCGCCUGUCGUUGCAGGAGGAUGAGCAUCAGCAAGAGAAGGAGGAAGAAGAAGAGCAGCAGAAGCAGGAGGAGGAGCAUCAGCGAGAGGAAGAGGAGGAGCAGCAGCAGGAUGAGGAGAAGCAGGAGGAGAAGCGGAAGGAGGAGGAAGAGGAGGAGCAGCAGCAGAAUGAGGAGAAGCAGGAGAAGAAGCAGAAGGAGGAGGAAGAAGAGGAGCAUCAGCAAGAGGAGGAGGAAGAAAAGCAGGAGAAGCAGCAACAGGAGGAGGAGCAGCAGGAAGAAGAACUGCAGAAAGAGAAGCAGCAGGAGGAGCAGUAG